Messenger RNA from Polyodon spathula (Mississippi paddlefish), 1945 nucleotides. RefSeq names its product clavesin-1. The transcript is spliced from 6 exons. Lineage: Eukaryota; Metazoa; Chordata; Actinopteri; Acipenseriformes; Polyodontidae. Bases 336 to 1328 code for a protein of 330 amino acids. Gene Ontology annotation, cellular component: membrane. The record is from RefSeq and is a predicted model, not a curated record. Gene Ontology annotation, molecular function: phosphatidylinositol bisphosphate binding.
CUCACGGCAUCAUUAGAAAAAAAAAUCUGUCAUUAAGACUAUAUUUCAUUGAUAUGAUAACCAUGGCAUAAAGAAAAUGAGCAAACAUUAAAAAGAGACGCAAGAACCAUGUAAGCAGCGGCUGUUGUCUUACAAAGAAUCGACCUACUUUACCUAUGCCUCCUGGGACGAUAGUACACAACAACAUCUGAUUCUCUGAAGUCUUUUUGUUUUUGGCAGCUUUGCUUUGGGUCAAUUCUAUAAUGUACAUAACCUUAACCCCAGUGUGGGUUUAAUGCUACAAAAAUAUACAAUUUAAGAGAUAGAAAACCCAAGAGUGGAUUUAUCUUUUAAAAAUGACUCAUUUGCAAGCUGGUCUUUGUCCGGAAACUAAAGAGAAAGCUCGUUUGGAACUAAAUGAGAACCCAGACACGUUACAUCAAGAUAUACAGCAGGUCAGAGACAUGGUCAUCACAAGACCUGAUAUAGGGUUUCUCCGAACAGACGAUGCUUUCAUUUUAAGGUUCCUUAGAGCAAGGAAAUGUAAUCAAAUGGAGACUUUCAAACUGCUCUCGCAGUAUUUUCAUUACCGUCAGCAGAAUUUGGACAUGUUUAAAAGCUUCAAGGCGGACGAACCUGGGAUCAAACGAGCGUUGAUGGAUGGCUUUCCUGGAGUCUUAGAAAACCUUGAUCAAUACGGCAGGAAGAUCCUUAUCCUCUUUGCCUCUAACUGGGACGAGAGUAGGAACUCUUUUGUUGACAUCCUAAGGGCCAUCCUCCUCUCUUUGGAAGUCCUAAUUGAAGACCCAGAAUUGCAGAUCAAUGGCUUCAUCUUAAUAAUAGACUGGAGCAACUUCUCCUUUAAACAAGCAUCCAAACUCACCCCCACCAUACUCAAACUGGCCAUUGAAGGGCUACAGGACAGUUUCCCUGCUCGGUUUGGAGGAAUCCAUUUCGUCAAUCAGCCUUGGUACAUUCAUGCACUGUACACCAUAAUAAAGCCAUUCCUCAAAGACAAGACCAGGAAACGGAUCUUUCUUCAUGGAAACAAUUUGAACAGUUUGCAUCAGCUAAUCUUUCCGGAGUGUCUGCCUUCAGAAUUUGGGGGCACUCUACCCCCUUAUGACAUGGGAACUUGGGCUCGGACAUUAUUAGGACCAGACUAUAAUGACGAAACAGAAUACACUCACACAUACAAUGCAUUGCAUGUAAAGCAAGUGCUGGGAAACACUGAGAGAGACUGUUCUCCCAAACACAUGAAAAGGUCUCAGUCGGUCGUGGAACCUGGAACUCUGAAGCAUGAGGAAAAGGAUGACGAGAAUACCCAACCUUUGCUUGCUCUGGACUGAACGCAGUGUGAGCUGUAUGCACAUGUACAGCACACCAUGAAAUCUGCAGCCUAGUCUCAGUGGUACAGUGAAUAAUGAAGCAAAUCCAUCAUUAAUUCAGUGCCAGCUUCUUCAAGUGUCAUUUUACAUUUUAGUGGACAAGAAUGUCACCAGCCAUCAACAUUGGUAGCUAACUCCAGCUGAGCAAAACUACAGCUUGUUUUGCUAUAGUGAAUGUUGUUUUAAAGCUAUUUUGUAUUUGCAGCAAAUAACCUUUUAAUAGGGGCAUAUUUUGUACUGCAGAUUUUUAAAUGGACUAUUAUCAGUUGUUUUAAAGAUUGUAUAUUCCAUUAAGUCUCCCAAAUAUCAUAAUUUAUUUAAACAAAGACUAAAAAAACUGCAAAAUAAAUUACUUAGACCUAAUCUUAUCCUUUGUUUAGUCGUAGGGACAGUGUGGGAGUUCAGUCAGCCAUAUAAAUAUGACCCGUGUUCAUACUUUAAGAAUUUUUGUUUUAAGAGUAUGGAUUUAAAUGGCAAAGACAUUUUUCAAACCUGACCCUGGUUAUUUAAUGGGUCUUAGGAUUUAUUGUAAUAAAUGAAAACAGCCAACAGAACAAUACUGAAUAAAAUAUGAAUGA